AUGGACGUCGAAAAAAGACAAAGUUUAACAACUGAAAUGGAAUUACAUCAAAGAAAAGCUCAGAGUGCCCGAGAGGGAGUGAAAUCUGAUGCUGUUGUGGCGAAAAAUAAUUCAGAGGUAACUGCAAUUGCUUUUGAUCUAAUGAAAACUCUUCCGACGCCAGUAAUCUCCACCGGAAUUAGUUAUUAUAAAAGGCAACUCUGGACUUUGUUUGGACAUACAUAA
Molecule: messenger RNA, 225 nt
Organism: Acanthoscelides obtectus
Lineage: Eukaryota; Metazoa; Arthropoda; Insecta; Coleoptera; Chrysomelidae
Source: the annotation of a GenBank genome assembly